AUGCCUUCACACACGCGACUCACGGCUCAAGAACUUCUAAAGUUGGCGCCUCUUCCAGACGCGGUCGAGAAUGGCCAGGUCGCAAAGCGGUAUAUGAGCCAACGGAGCGCGUGGUAUCCAGAAGAUGAUAUCGCGAUCGCGAGCGAACUUGAGUAUCCAGGAUUGCAAAAUAAACCUCGAAGCCGGAAAGUAGCGUACGGUGGACACGUGUACAGCCAAGCUGGAAUGGCUGCAUCAAAAGCCCUUGCAGAUAUGCAGACGUCGCAGGCCGGUGCUUCUCCAAAAGAAGUCGGCAUUCAUACUAUUCAUGGAUACUUCUCGGAGGCCGGCCUCAUAGAUAGGCCUUUUAUCUACACUGUAACUACUCUGGCGCCAAAUCCUUCAUUCCCAAACCUCCUCGUCACAGUGCGGCAGCCUCUGUCAUCCAGCACCAAUCCAGCCGGAGAUCAUUUCCCGCUCGCCGACGCCGAGCUGCCCCUCGGCCCAGCCUGCUUCAACGCCAUAGUAUCCUUUAGACCGGCUGUAGUCUCACAGCAUGUAGCCCAGGAACUGCCAGUGCAGGCGCGGUUUGCAGACGUCCUGAGCUCGCGGGCCCCCUCGGCGUGGGACCCGGCACCGCAUGUAGAUAUCGCCAAGACAGUAGACCUGUUUCCGAUGCGAAACCCUGGCACAUUCCCCGCCGUCGAGAUGAGGAAGGUCGAUCUCGCCUCCUUUAACGAGGGCAAGCCGCUCCACGAGCGCCGGGAGCUCAUCCUAUAUCGGCUGCUCGCCCCUCUGCCCGCGGAUAGUCCCGAUUCGCACAUCUGCACUCACGCGUACGAGGCGGAUAGAAAUGGGCUGCUUAUGAUAAGCAAUCACGUCGGGUUCGGGUACGACUUCGGUCGUGCGGCUAGUCUGAGCUAUUCGUUCGUGGUGCAUGUCAAUCCCGAGGACGCGGCAAUGUCCUAUGGCGAAAACGAGUGGUGGAUCCAAGAAGCGUGCUUCCCUCGACUGGAAGCCGGGAGGGGCAUCAUUAUGAGCAAGAUCUGGAGCCCGAAAGGCGUGCACGUAGCUACGGAAUAUCAGGAUGGCAUAUGCCAGCGCCAAUGGAAACUAGGCGAGAGGAAGGGGAAACUAUAG
Molecule: messenger RNA, 1119 nt
Organism: Daldinia caldariorum
Lineage: Eukaryota; Fungi; Ascomycota; Sordariomycetes; Xylariales; Hypoxylaceae
Product: Thioesterase/thiol ester dehydrase-isomerase
Exons: 2
Coding region: 1-1119 (372 amino acids)
Biological process (GO): acyl-CoA metabolic process; fatty acid catabolic process
Cellular component (GO): peroxisomal matrix
Molecular function (GO): fatty acyl-CoA hydrolase activity
Source: RefSeq, a predicted model, not a curated record